Molecule: messenger RNA, 4000 nt
Organism: Panicum hallii
Lineage: Eukaryota; Viridiplantae; Streptophyta; Magnoliopsida; Poales; Poaceae
Product: putative disease resistance RPP13-like protein 3
Exons: 3
Coding region: 631-3480 (949 amino acids)
Biological process (GO): defense response to other organism
Molecular function (GO): ADP binding
Source: RefSeq, a predicted model, not a curated record
GAUAGGCUCCAAAAUAACAGUACUAUCCUGUAAAAAAAUACUUUGUGCCACGCAGAGGAGCUACAUGCCUUUGUAUUAUCAAGUAGCACAAAGUCUGGAAGUAAGUACGAUACAAGCCACCGGAGGCUCUCGUGAGAUAAGCAAACGGGUAUUUCCUCUAGUUGCCGGUUCUGAUGAUUGAUGAACACUCAAAAAUGAAAAGUAGCUGUACAACCUACAGUAAUAAAACCCAGAAAUCUAGGUCGCUAGGAAUUAUUGAUAAACCAGAGAGCCUGAAGAAACUUUCAUAAUUCGGACCAAAUUCCUUGUGACAUUGACAUGUGAACUGACGAUUGAGCAGAGCGACUUGGCUGACACAGAGUUGGAGUCAGAAAAAAAGGACACAUCUCAAGUGGGAAACAGCUAGCGAAUCAUCUUCAUAAAGCAAAACAAAGCAAGUGCAUAAUGGCGCACAUUAGGGGGUGUAAUAAUGGCAUCACGAUAACUCUGCCCUUUUGCAAAAGAGAUGCUUAUGCUGCUCACAAAAACACACCGGUGAUGAUAAGGCUUCAGAAACACACUGGCCUCCUGCUCCAGCGCUGCCGACACAUCUCAGGUGCAUAGUGGCCAGAGCUCGCUGGGGACAGAGCAAUGGAGGCAGCUCUUGUCAGCGUGUCCACGGGAGUGAUGAAACCGCUCCUGUCCAAGCUUACCAAGCUGUUGGAAGAAGAGUACAUCAAGGUCAAAGGUGUGCGCAAGCAGAUCAAGUUCUUGAGAGAGGAGCUGAGCGCCAUGUGCGCCACGCUCGAGGUGCUCGCAGACGCGGAGCAGCUCAACCCUGAAACGAGGCUCUGGAGGGACAAGCUACGUGAGCUGGCCUAUGACUUGGAGGAUUGCAUCGAUGGCUUCAUGGCUCGUGUUGACGACGGGCGUCAUGGGCCUACAGGCUUCAAGAAAUACUUCCGCAAGCUGAAGAGACUGAUAGCACGCCAUGAUAUUGCCAAUCAGAUUGACGAACUCAAGGCAUGUGUAAUGGAGGCAAGCGAGAGGCACAGGAGGUAUGAUUUUGCCCAAUUUAGGCACAACUCUAGCACUUCUUCGGUUGAUCCCAGGCUGCAGGCGCUUCAUGAGGAUAUUGAAAAACUUGUGGGCAUCGAUGGCCCUAAGAAGUAUAUCACUGAGUUGUUAACCAUGGAGAUGAAAGGGCCAUCCACAAAACUUAAGGUGGUCUCAAUCGCUGGUUGUGGAGGUCUUGGUAAGACUACUCUUGCGAAGCAAGUCUACGACACCAUUAAAGGCCAAUUCUCCUGUUCAGCUUUUGUGUCGGUUUCUCGAACUCCUGAUGUGAGGAAGAUUCUAAUACACAUUAGUAGUGGAGUUGGAUUCACUGGUUACACACAGGAUGAUGGUGAGCAGCAGCUUAUUGAUAAACUCAGGAAUUACCUUCACUGUAAAAGGUACAUUGUUGUAAUUGAUGAUGUAUGGGACACAGAAGCUUGGAAAUUUAUCAAACUCGCAUUACCGAAUAAUGAUCUUGGGAGCAGAAUAAUCAGUACAACACGUAGUGUUACUGUGGCAAAAUGUUGUUCCUCUCAAGUUUAUGAAAUGGAGCCUCUUAGUUUCGAUGACUCCAAAAGGUUGUUUUUCAAACGAGCAUUUGGUUCUGAGACUCCAUGUUAUCCUCACUUGGAAGACGUUCCGGAUAGAAUAUUAAGAAAAUGUGGUGGUCUACCAUUGGCAAUUGUUACUGUAUCUAGCAUGUUAACCAAUCAGCUUAGAAAAGCAGAAUGGGAUAGGGUACUAAGUGCCAUGGGUUCUGCACUUGCAAACAAACCAGAUGCUAAGAAGAUGACUAGUAUAAUAUCUCUGAGUUACUUUGAUAUUCCUUACCAUCUGAGAACUUGUUUGUUGUACUUGAGUGUGUUCCCAGAAGAUUAUAAGAUCGAGAAAAAAUGUUUGAUCAAUAGAUGGAUUGCAGAAGGGUUCAUUCAUGAGGAAGAAGGGCGAACUAAAUAUGAAAUUGGUGAGGGUUAUUUUAAUGAUCUCAUCAAUAGAAGCAUGAUCCAACCUGUUGAUGUAAAGUACGGUCAGACAAAGGCAUGCCGAGUUCAUGACAUCAUUCUUGACUACAUCAGGUGCAAGGCUACUGAAGAGAAUUUUGUAACAUCAUCAGAUGCUUCAGAGCAUGUAUACACUACAAAAUACAAGGUUCGUAGACUUUGUGUCAGUAACCACACUGAAGAAAAUGUUACCAUAUGGAAAGACCCGAUGUUAUCUCACGUUCGAUCAGUUACUAUAUUUGGACAGCCCGUGAAAACCUGUUUGUUGCCUUCCACUUCUCUUCAUGUGUUGGACCUUGGAGGUUGCAAUGGCAUAAAAGACCAUCAUCUUGAAAGUAUUGAUACUCUGAUUCAUCUCAAGUACUUGCGUCUCUCCUCAAGUUUAAUAACUAAGCUCCCAGAGAAAAUAGGAGAACUGAAAUAUCUGCAAACCUUGGAUGUACAAGGUACCCGCAUUGAAGAGCUUCCAUCCACUAUCACCAAACUACAACGACUAGCACAUUUAUAUGUUUAUUGCGGGACUAGAUUUUCAAAUGGAGUGAUUGAGCAGAUGCACAGCUUAGAAGAGAUGAGGGGGUAUGGAGUCCGAUCCUACGAACAAUGGAAGUCUCUGCAAGAGUUCAGUAAACUAACCAAGCUGAUGACAUUAAAAAUUACAUGUGUUUCUUUUUCACUCGAAGGUUCGAAAGGACUAAGCCAAGCUGAGGGCCGGCACAGUUAUGUGGGAACCUUAUUAUCCUCGUGCAACCUUUAUCAUCUACGUAUCACGGACUUAAUAUUUUACCUACUGUCGCUGGAUUCAUGGCACCGUGCUGCUCCCUGUAGCCUCCGGAAGCUCUGCAUAGAAGGACGUUUCAUCUAUAAGGUGCCAAAUUGGAUGGCAUCACUUGGAAAUCUUGUGGUACUAAAACUGAAUUGUAUCAUCUGUUUGAGACCAGAGGAUGUGGAGAUCCUUGGAGGGAUACCGACUUUACUUUUUCUCCAACUAGCAACUGCCGGAGGCACCAACGGAAGGAUCACUGUUCAUGGCAGCAAUGGAUUUACAAGUUUGAAACAUUUAUCUCUGCGUUUAUUUUAUUGUGGGACCACGCUGGAGUUUCAAGUGGGAUCAAUGCCAAAGCUUGAGCAUGUGCAGCUCACAUUGUGUGUGCAUAACAGGGAGUGCCUGAAUGGUGCUUCUGAUUUGGGCAUCCAGCACCUCUCCGCUCUUAGCAAGGUUGAGGUCAUAAUUUGGGGCAAUUGCACAUACGACACCAUCUACAAUCCAACAGAAGAUGAGAAUGCUGACGCUGUUAGAUGGGUUGUAAAUGCAAUUAAUGGAGCCAUCAUGACACAUCCCAACUAUCCCACUAUCAUAUAUAGAACAAACUACUAUAAGAAAUGUGAACAUUUCGAAUCUUUUAGAGGUUUAUUGAGAGGGGCGGGGCCAGUAUCGAACUGAGCUACCUGAGAAAAUAGGAGAACUGCAAUAUCUACGAACCCUGGAUGUACGGGGUAGUGGCAUUGAAGAGCUUCCAUCCACUAUCACCAAACUACAACGACUGACCCAUUUAUAUGUUGACUGGCGCAUUAGAUUUCCAGAUGGAGUGAUUGGACAGGCGCACAACUUGGAAGAGCUGACGAUGGCGCUGUCAGAUGGGUUGCUAGUGCCAUUAAUGCUGCCAUCAUGACACAUCCGAACCGUCCCAGUAUCAGGUUUCAGGCAUGCAUCGAUAUGUUGAGGUGCCUGUUGAACCGUGCUGGUUACUAACCUACCUGCUGUUGUAAUACGAUUCCAACAACAGAGAGGUUACUGCUUCUCUUUCUACUCUAUGCUGCUGCCCUGAAUCCGUGGAUUGUCUUGGUUGCAAGACUAAUUAGUUCUGCCUUUUUCCUAUUCGUCUUUUCCAGAAAAUUCCUUGUGUUCAACUGUUUCGAUAUACCACGAAAACAGUAUCGACUUUUUAUGUUCCUGUGCUACA